Scophthalmus maximus (turbot) is the source of this 1813-nucleotide messenger RNA. RefSeq lists its product as uncharacterized. The record is from RefSeq and is a predicted model, not a curated record. The transcript has 7 exons. NCBI's taxonomy places the organism in Eukaryota, Metazoa, Chordata, Actinopteri, Pleuronectiformes, Scophthalmidae. The coding region runs from base 224 to 1165 and encodes 313 amino acids.
UGAGGCUAUGACACGUACUGUCCUCUCAGACCUGCAGACAUCGGUCUACAAUUUGUCUGAAGAACCAGAAAGCCUGAGAAGAUAUUCCUGAGCAUCGAGGUUCAUCGCUUUUUUCGUUACUUUUCUUUUUAAGAAUGGAGACUAUUCUUUAUUGUUAUCAUUGCUGAUUUUGUCUCAGGAGGCAUUUUAACCUCCCGUGGACUUUGACCCUCAGUCCAUCACCAUGGUAAACCACAACCCAGCCCGCGUUGUGCUCAUGUUUCUUGGAUUGCUUUUAUUUUUAGCCGCAAUCACAUUAAACUCUCUGUCAGGAUUUGGUGCGAAAUCAGGUGUUUUCGCGCAAAGCACAGAAGAUGUGACACUCAAGUAUACAACACCGUUUACUCCUGCACCAUGGGCUCUGUUUGUCUGGGAUUUCACAUAUGUUUGGAUUUUUGCCAUGUUUAUAUAUUUUUUAGUGGGACUCUGUAGAAGGACUGCUUAUGACUGGUUGUACACCACGCCUGCAGUGCUACCCUAUGGAUUUCAUGUCUCUAUUAUCAUCAACGUUUGCUUGAACAUUACAUGGUUGUUUUUGUUUGACAGAGAGUUGCUGCUGCCAGUGCUGAUAAUCUCAGCACUAAUGACGCUCACCGAUUAUAUAAUACUAUUCUUCUCCUGUCAUGGACUGAAGAUCUACGGAGCCUGGUUGAACAAAUAUCACAACAUAGACCUCUGGCUUAUCAGAAUAUUGGUGCAGAAUGGAAUGGCAGUGUAUGCAACAUGGGGGACCCUCUCCACUCUCCUCGACCUGACGAUGUACUUGCAGCAUCAGACAGGAACAUCUCGAUGCGACUGUGCGAUGCUGUCACUGCUGCUGCUUCUCAUGGAGCUGUUGGCCUGGUUUCUCUUGGAGAACUUUUACUUUGAUGAGCAUGUACGUUAUAUUGUGACCAUCUACCCCGUGGUAAUCCUGUGGUUGACAGGCAUCCUGAAUAACUCCAGCUCUCCCGAAAGCCCCAUUUACAUUUUUGCAGCUUCAAUCCUGGCUAUUUCCUGCAUCUUGUUUGUGGCUCACAUGGCCCUGGUCACAUGGAAGCACCACAAACGACCGCUCUACAAAGACAGUGGGCCCAGUAUGUCACCAGUAGAAAUUGCCUUGACACAGAGAAAACUCUUUCUAUGAAUAUUAGCUUUGAAUUAUUUUUGCAAUUGCAGUAUUUUGUUGACGGGGAAUGUCAGUUGAUUCCAAAUGUAAAACGUUACAAUACAAUAAAUACUGCAGUCAAUUUUAAUAAAUGUUAAUACUGCAACAAGAUGCAUUAAUACUCACAUACAAAUAAGUGCACAGCUUUUUAACUAAUAAAUAGACAAAUGAAUGAAAAGCCAUAAACUCUACAUUUGUAAGGAUUAUUAAUAUCUAAAUGUCGUGUUUUUGCUGCAAGAAAAUACGUGGAUAAAUGUCAUGGAAUUAGAAAAGAAAGAACUGAUCAAAUGUUAAGGUUUCAAAUGUAAAUAAAGGUACAAAUAAAUAAAUAAAGUUAUUAAUAAUUGUAAACCUGAAUAAUGCCAAAAGAUGUAAAUGGUAAAUGGAUUGUAUAUUUAUAUAGCUCUUCUCUAAUCAAGUAUAGGGAUAAGGUAAACCAUGAUAAGUCACUUCUUUUUUUUUUGGAAACCAGCUUUGCUAUAUAAAACACGAUCAAACGAAAAAAAAACUUAUAUCUUAGAGCCUGGCAUCUUUGCUUGACAAAUUCAUUAAUUAUCGUAAUUGUUACUUUUGAAUGAUGAACUAAAUGUCUCAGCCUUAACCUAGCCCUGUAACAGGGUGCAGCUG